AGCAUUUUUUCCCUGCAUUAAAAUUAAUUUUUACAUUUUAUGCAAGCUCUGAACAGAAGGAGGGCACAAGGUUUUUUGAAUUUUAAAAGACAUACGUGUCCGUCUUCGAGGGGACAGUUGUUAUCGGUUUUUGUCGAAGGGGAAGUGCAUAAAAGAGCCGCAAUCAAGAUAGCGAGUUCACUAACGAAUCAAAGGCAGGACGAUGUUGCACCUGAGCAAAAGUGUUUUCAUAGUCGCUCUAGCGUGCGUCUUGCCCGUCAGAAGUUGGGAACCAAGGAGACACGUCGCCAAAGCCGGCGGGUUCUGUCCAUCUGCUGUCUCGUUCAGGGCGUACGCCAAGCAGGACCUCGAGUACUGCUACGAAAAGUUGAAUUUCCAAAAGGAACUGGCGCAAGGACAAUCGACAGCAUGCGAAGAAACCAUUGCUAAUCUCACACAAGCUUUGACCGAUCAGGCGCAGAACUGCAGAAUUAUGGUUUUAAAUGCAGUUGAAAGUGGCAAUCUCUUAACAUCCAAGUUGACCGAGGAGCUGGGGAAAUGCAUAGAUGCAAACUAUCCAGAACUUGUUAGCAUCGAAAAGAGUGAUCUAAUACAAUAUUCAACCGGCACUUACUACAUAAGCAAAUCAUUCGAGAAGACAAAUUGGUACAUGGCAAACCUGUUCUGCAAAAACAACGGCAUGGAGCUGGCGAGCGUUGAAACCAAGGAGGAAAGCGAUUUUCUAAUAUCGGCGUUUGGUUCGACCUCGGACAAAUUUUGGCUUUCGGGCAACGACUUGGGCAGCGAGAAUUAUUUCUACUGGAUCGGCGUCGGGAAAUUGAUAGACCCCUUCUGGUAUUUUGAGCAGGGCCAACCGGACAACGGUAAUAACAAUGAAAACUGCGUCCAAUACUUUGUCCAUCCGAAUAUUAAUGGCGCAACUUACAAGUGGAACGACGCAAACUGCGGUGAAGAUGAGAGAUUCGUGUGUGAGCUUGAGUCUACUAAGAGAUAUGUUGGUGUUUUCUAAUAAAAAUGGCUGCAUAAUUUCUGAUGUUCU
Molecule: messenger RNA, 1039 nt
Organism: Cloeon dipterum
Lineage: Eukaryota; Metazoa; Arthropoda; Insecta; Ephemeroptera; Baetidae
Exons: 8
Coding region: 203-1009 (268 amino acids)
Biological process (GO): biological process involved in interspecies interaction between organisms
Cellular component (GO): external side of plasma membrane
Molecular function (GO): carbohydrate binding
Source: RefSeq, a predicted model, not a curated record